Penicillium arizonense is the source of this 1125-nucleotide messenger RNA. RefSeq lists its product as uncharacterized. The record is from RefSeq and is a predicted model, not a curated record. Gene Ontology annotation, cellular component: nucleus. The coding region runs from base 1 to 1125 and encodes 374 amino acids. Lineage: Eukaryota; Fungi; Ascomycota; Eurotiomycetes; Eurotiales; Aspergillaceae. The transcript is spliced from 4 exons.
AUGUCCACUCGUCCUUCUACCAGAUCAGUGCGACGGCACUUCUUGGUGAACGAGCUUCCAGUUUUGCAACAGACAAACCCCAACGAGGGCUCCGAACAAUUCCACCCGAUUAUUGAAGAAAAUGAGGAACAAUAUUACGACUUGGUCGCUCCAUACAAGGGUGACGCAGCCUCGCUGCAUUCUCUGGAGCGACAAGCGGACUUGAUGUUUUGCUCGGAGCAUAUGUUGGCGAUUCUGAAUAACCCGCGUUAUCUUGCGCGUUUCCGCGAGUUCCUGCACCAGGAGCCGCUCAAGGCUAUUGAGUAUGCUAAUGUGCUCGUGCGAUUGGCUGUCGACGUGCCUACGGCUGGUGUUGAAACGGCCGAGCAGCCUGUUGGUCCUACUGUUAACACUGCGCUUGAAGCUCGUGUGCAGACGGCAUUGGAUGCUUUGACUGCGGAGGAGCUGCCUGCUUUCAUCGCUUCCACUUGUAUCAGCAUUACUAGCAAAGUUGUUAAACAGCGUGUGCGCGGAACCCUCCCGGAUAAGUUCCAGGGUACUGCAGAUGCGCUGGCUGAGGUGUUUUGUUUGACGGAUCCGUCGCGGCCAGAUAAUCCUAUUAUCUUUGCUUCUGGAGAAUUCCAUCGCACUACUCAGUACGGUAUGGGCUAUGUCCUCGGAAGAAACUGUCGAUUCUUGCAAGGCCCAAAAACAAAUCCCAACAGUGUGCGACGUAUCCGAGAGGGUAUUAAGGCCGAGAGACACCACUCCGAGCUCUUCCUCAACUACCGCCGUGAUGGCUCUCCAUUCAUGAACCUCCUCCAAUGUGCACCUCUCUGCGACAGCCGUGGAAAGGUCCUCUACUUCAUCGGUGCCCAGAUCGAUGUCUCAGGACUAGCGAUGGAAGGCGCUCAGAUGGAAUCCCUACAAAAUAUCCAAGCGCAAAAGGAAAAUCCCUCAACGAACGGCUCCAUGACCAAAGAGUCAAAGAGCGAGUUCCAAGAACUAGGCGAGCUUUUCAGUCUCCGUGAACUCCAGAGCGUGCGCGAACACGGAGGCAACCUAUUCCAACCGAUCGUCACCGAAGAUCCAAAUCAUCGACUCUUCCUGCAAGAUUCCGAUACCGAGACCGAGGGCGGCACCUAA